Molecule: messenger RNA, 1937 nt
Organism: Manihot esculenta (cassava)
Lineage: Eukaryota; Viridiplantae; Streptophyta; Magnoliopsida; Malpighiales; Euphorbiaceae
Exons: 1
Coding region: 129-1049 (306 amino acids)
Source: RefSeq, a predicted model, not a curated record
GGAGCCUUUAGGCUGAACGUGUGCCUAUCGUCGUUAAAUUAGCGGGACGGAAAAAAAUAGAGGGGAGGAGAGAAGGUAGAAGCUGAGGGUGUCGGGGGUUCACCGAGAGAGAGAAAAAAAAGUGCAAAAUGGACGGUAGGGGAGGUUGCUGCAUAGCGAGGUACGGUGGGGGUGCAUAUGAUAUGUCGAAAGUUGAUCGAAUAAUGAUGAGAUUCCGGCCGAUUGCUCCCAAACCGGCCAACGUCGGUUCAGUCUCAUGUGGAUCAUCGCCGGAGAUGAGUGAGGCUGGUUCCAGAUCUGGCAGAGGGAGGAGAAGGUUUACCUCCGCAAACGGGAGUAAUAGUAAGAGGUGUAACAAUGGGAGCAAUAAUAGAAAAAGAAAAGGUUUGAGCGAGGAGAACGUGGAUGCGGUGGUGACUCUUCCUCUCCUACCGGAGACUCCUGACUGUAAGGACAGUCCCGGAAGAGAAACACCGGUGCAGCUGCUUUCACCAAAGCAAGCAAAGAGCGUUCCCACCUGGCUUAGCUUUGGUACCAAUGGGAAGGAUCAUGACCGGAUGGUGAUAUCCGGAGGUUUUGGCAUGUCAGAUUAUCAGACGGUUGUGACGCCACAUGUGAUGAGGGUGGUUGUUGGGUCAUGUGUAACUGUAGAAUGUAUUACGGACGCGUGGGUGGAUGCUGAUGGGCUGGGGUGUACGGACGAUGAGAGGAGGACGAAUCUGGAGAGGGACACGUGUCCCGGUAUGAUAUCUGAUGGUUUUGGGAGGGUAACAUGGACGAACGAGGCAUACAGGAAGAUGGUGGGAGGAGGAGAAGGCGGAAGGGGAGAAGUGGUAGUGUGGCUGGUGAUGAAGGAUAAAGCGCCGGUGACAGCGGCGCUAGGGAGCAAGCGAGCGUUCACGUGCAGGGUGAGGGUGCAAAACCACAAGGCUUGUGGAAAUGGGAAGGAGAGAAGCUCUAUCACAGUACCAUGUGACGUGUGGAGAAUGGAGGGUGGUGGCUUUGCAUGGAGAUUAGACGUGAAGGCUGCUCUUUCUUUGGGCCGGUAAUAAUAAUAAGGGAAGAGAGGCGGCGGUUUCGUGGCCAUCUGUCUAUGCAGGUCACGGUAUGAUGGGUUUGGUUAUGCAUAUAUAUUAGCUUAUUAAUCUGAUAACAUAUCCUUAACCCCGACAUUGUGAAUAUUAAGCUUUGCUUUUGAACUCUUCACUGUUGUUCAUUGACGUUCCUCGCGCUCUCUCUGUCUCUGUCUGUGUCUCUGUCUCUAUGUGCGGUUGUGGGGUGUGACGUUCAGUGAUUUAUAAUUUGUUAAAAGAUUAUAAAAGCAAGUACGGUGAAGUAAUGAUAUAAAGUUAAAUGGUUACUUUUAUUAGUGUUUUGUUCUUAAAUUAGUUAAGAGGAUGGAUUGAAGAGAGAAAGAGAGGGGCAGAAAGACUUGAAGUUAAAAUGGGAGGGGAUUGAUGGAGUAUGGAGAGGUGGAGGGGACCAAACAGGGUUCCUCGUGUCUCUUAGAAUUUACACCUCUGUGAGGAGCAUGUAUGUGGUGUUAUUUGUGGUUGGAGACAAAUGGGGGACAUGUGUGGGCACAGGUGGAGAGAGGCGUACAUUGAUGACGAGUUGAUAUUCUUCCACUUUGUGUUUGGUAUUAUUGUCCUGGCUGUGAUAGUAAAUAUCCUUGUUUAGCAGCUUUUGCAUGCAGCAGCCCGAGUCCUGAUCCCUGUGUCACAGCUGCUUUAAGAAGAUGAUUGCCAGGUGGAAGCCUCAUUAAGAAACUCUGCUUACUAUUGCUUUCCUGAUUCGCUCGAUUGAAAGUUAAAUGUAUGCCUAGGAGGCUGUCCUUCCAUGUUUUAGCAUUCUGGACCUUGUUUAUGGGAUAAUAUGUGCAUUAUCUUUUGUUCAUAUAUAAUUAUAAAUGGCAUACAACUGUUCCAAUUACCUCA